AGGAGGCCAGGCCAGGUCCUGUAGCCCCAGGGAACCCGGAGACCCAGCCAGACGCUCGAGUGUUCGUGGCAGGGAGAAUUUCCUUCACAUGCCGGGCCCUCUGCCGACCCCGGCUCCUCGAGGACUCCCCUCGGGCAUGGACAAGCAGGCUUCAGCAGAGCUGGAAGCUGGCUCCUCCAAGAAAAUUCAAAGCAUGCUCUGGGGCAAGGGAGGGAGCAGGUCCAGCAACCCGGGAGCUCCUCCUCCUCCUGCUGCUGCUGCUGCUGCUGCUGCCACUCCUGCUGCUGCAGGGGCCCUACCCAGGGCCACUCCUUCUAAGAAGAAGGCCAUCCAGGAGAAGAAAUCCCUGGGGGGUGGCUCAAAAGUUAGCCUGGGCAGGGCCUUCCCUUCAUGGGGGCAGAGACUCAAGGCAGCUCCCCUGGAACCAGCCACAUUCCCCCCAAUCUCAGGAGUUCCACUGCUUGGGAGGUCCAAGAGGUAUUCCUUGCUGCCUCUGGGGCCCAAACAGUCCAAGCACAGUGGCAUUGGGAAGAGAUCUAUGGCUAAGAAGACACGGGAGUCCCAGCCUGUUGCCAGGGAAGAUAAUGACCCAAAUAGAGAUGCAGACCCACAGGCCCAACUUCCAACACAGAGGCCAGGGUCGCCUGGUCUGGGCAUGCAUCUUGGAGAAUUUGGUAGUGGUGACCCCAGCACCAACAACCCCCAAUCUUCAGGAAGCUCCCAGCUUUUGGACCUGAGCCCGGGGGACCUCACUCCAAGAGGCCCUGCCACCUCUGGUGAGUCUUAUGGGUUUGAUAGCAGGGGAGAUGGGUGUGGGAGGAAAAACUGGCUCUGUCACUUGCUGCCAGGCUUCCCUGCCUUUCAGCAGAACAAGGCCUUCCCUGUUGGGUCCUGUUCAGCCACAUGGCUCCUACCAGGGGCUGGCUGUGACUGCAGCUCUGCUAGUGUCCAACCCAGAGCCACAGUGCUUAGGGGUCCACAGUGGCAGCUGGGGCUGACACUGGGCAGCAGGGAAGUCAGGCCCAAAGAGAGGGGUGGAGCUGUGGGGCAGAGCAGGUGCAACUUGCUGCCUCACUUUAGACCCAGCCGGGCCCUUUCCACUUCACACCUUGGCUGGGGAGCUGGAUUUUGUGUUCUCUUUCAGGUGACCAGGAACCAGCCAUUCGUCACCCAUUUCCAGAAAGGCAGCAGCAACCACCUGGAGCACAGGGCUGUCCCCGGUGUGUGGUGCUACAGAAAGAAAGAGAUGACCUCAAAGAGCAACUAGCGGUCAUGCAGUCCCUUGCUGAUAAGUUCCAAGCCCUUUGAAGUUGAACCCAGCAUCUUCGGACAAGGCGAGCAGAGCCUGUGCCUUCUCUACAAGACUGUGGAGCCCAGGAGCAGCAGCCAACCUGGUUCCCUCUGAUUUUUCUCCAGCCAGGGCUUCUUCUCUGCCCUUACCCACUCUAGU
Ictidomys tridecemlineatus (thirteen-lined ground squirrel) is the source of this 1450-nucleotide messenger RNA. The record is from RefSeq and is a predicted model, not a curated record. NCBI's taxonomy places the organism in Eukaryota, Metazoa, Chordata, Mammalia, Rodentia, Sciuridae.